AAGAGGUUUGAGUCCUUUGCCUUUGUGACCUCGGUCACACGGGAGACCCCUCCUUAAAUGGAGAGUACGAAUACCCUGUAUAAAUAGACAGGGCAGGAUUAUCUUCGCUACCAAGGAAAGAGAACUCUAUUUAUCUUCUUCUUCUGAAAAAGCCAGAGCCAGAGACCAUGAAACUCAGAGUGAGAUCCAUUGAAUCCAAAGAGACUCUCCGAAUCGAGCUCCCUAAUGCUUCUUCUCUUCUCCAACUCAAGGACGCCAUUGCUCAAUCGAUUUCCUCCUCAACUUCUUCAUCAUCUCUCCGCCUCUCCCUCAACAGGAACGACGAGCUCUUCGCUCCUUCUCCUCACGAUUCGCUCCAGUCCCUAGGUAUCGCUUCUGGUGACCUAAUUUACUAUUCUAUUGUCUCUGAAACUUCAUUUCCUAAUUCAAAGUCUCCUGUGCCAAUGGAGACCCGAAGCAAUCUCGAUGGCGGGCACGACGAUACCCUAGGAGGUCCGAUUUCCCUGAAUCAGGAGACCCAGGUGAGUAAUCUCGAUGCUCUUGAUGAUGAAACCGAUAAGGUAAAUGGAGAGGGUUCGAAUUUGCAUAUGGAUGAAGGGGAAGAGGGUUUUGGGGCUGAGCGUAUGGAAAUUGAGGGCGAGGCUGACGGUAGCGUGGGGAGUAAGUUUCCCGAGUCAUGUUUCGUAAGGAGGAUGAGGAGGGUUUUGAACCAAGGGUUAGGGGAAGAUGGUCAUGACCACAAGCUAAUGGUAAUUGCGGUUCAUUCAGUUCUUUUAGAAUCUGGGUUUGUUGGGUUCGACUUGGUUUCGGGGACCCGUGUUGAUAAAUUUUCUGUUCUCGACAAUUGGAAGCCUUCCAUGGCUUUUUCGCCUCAAUUUCACUAUACCCUGCCUGAGAUUCUGGGCAAAAAUGAAGAUUCUACUUCAUAUGUGAUUGAAACAGUUGUUUUGAAGUUUCAGAUUAUGGGGCGUUUUGUAAUUGCUUUUGGGUCAUUAUCUAGUGGCGGUUCAGGAUCAGGAACGUACCGUUUAUGUUUGGAUGAACACAAAUUUGUGCGGAGCAUUGGUGCGCUAUCCCCAGAUGGUGAUUCUGAAAGACAAGUUUACGAAUUUUGGAAAAUUGUUAAGGACAAGCUUGUAUCACCUUUGUUGAUUGAUCUUUGUGCAAAGGCUGGAUUGCCCUCUCCACCAUGUUUCGUGCGUCUCCCGUCUGAACUUCAAAUGAAGAUUUUGGAGUUGCUUCCGGCUGCCCAAAUUGCGAAAAUGGGGUGUGUAAGCAAGGAACUGCAGUACUUGUCAAGCAACAAUGAUUUGUGGAAAGCUAAGUUUAAGGAGGAGUUUGGAAAUGAGAGAGAAGCCAUCGAUUGGAAGAGGGCAUUUGCCCAUGAGAGACGGAAGGAAGAAGAGAGAAGGAGGGCGACUUCCCUUUUUUCCAACGAUAUCAACUUCCGCACUAUGGUUAGGAGGAGAGAUCCUAACCCGUUUGCACCAAUGAAUAUGGUUGGUGGAGAUUAUGACCGUUUCCCAGUUAUAGCUCGGUCUCCUGAUCCUCUUCGUCUCUUUUUUGGAAGACCAGGUGGAGUUACUCUUAGUCGGAGGAGCUUUUCACCAAAUUGUAAUUUGAGAGGAUUCUUGGGCUAAGCUAGUGAGGGGCUUUGGAUUUUGUCUCCUUAGUAUAUUUUGGUUAUGAUCUUUUUGUUUGUCUGAUCAAUAGGUAGGAUUGAUCAGACGUUUCUGGGUGGGCAGAAGAACUAGUUACUAUUCGAUUGUAUGUUUAUGUUUGUCUAUAUUGAAGCGUUUUUGGUUGCAAGUUCUUGCUCAAAUAAAAGUUGUAGUAAGCAAAGGUUUUACUUUGUGGAUAGCUUUCUUAUA
Molecule: messenger RNA, 1871 nt
Organism: Humulus lupulus (European hop)
Lineage: Eukaryota; Viridiplantae; Streptophyta; Magnoliopsida; Rosales; Cannabaceae
Product: F-box protein SKIP22-like
Exons: 1
Coding region: 168-1640 (490 amino acids)
Molecular function (GO): protein binding
Source: RefSeq, a predicted model, not a curated record